AUGGGACAAGGCCAGGCUGCGGCGCAGGCGGUGGCCGGCACGGGAUAUAAUGGACAAGCGCCUCAGCAGCAGUAUCAGCAACAGCAGUUUGGCCAGGCCAUGCAGUCCCCAGUGUCGCCAGGCUUCGCGCCAGUGUCACCCAGCCAUUCCCAAAGCAACUGGUCACCACCACAGAGCAUGCACCCUCUCCCUCUCCCACCGGUCCACCCACAGCGCCUUCCGUCGCCUCAGCCGAUGCAGAUGCCUAUACCAGCGCCACACCAACCACCUGUGCAACAGCCCGUACCCCUCCAGCAGCCCCAGCCCGUCCAGCUCCAACCAGGCCCCGAGCAGGUCCCCAUCCUCGCUGCCGAACCGCCUGCUCUGCCCCCUCCCCCGCCAUACACCGAGACCGUGUCGGACGCCUUCUCGGUCAACGUCCCUGCGACCCCGACGUCGCCGCACCAGUCCCUCCACAGCGUGCACGUCUCCCCGCCCCGGCCCACACCCACGUUCGUCGUCCACAACGCCGACCCGGGCAUGUCCCCGGCCCCCGUGCCCGGUGGCAGCGAAAAGUACGAGUACAGGCCGGAAAAGUACACGUACACGCCCAACCGCGGCAUGGACGGCGACGUGGGGCCGAGGUCGCGCGCGAUGGACAUGGGCAUGGAGGCCGGACCGUCGAGUGCUGGGCCGUCAAACUGGGCUGGCCCGAGCUCGUGGAGUGCGUGA
Messenger RNA from Apiotrichum porosum, 711 nucleotides. RefSeq lists its product as uncharacterized. Bases 1 to 711 code for a protein of 236 amino acids. The transcript has a single exon. The record is from RefSeq and is a predicted model, not a curated record. Lineage: Eukaryota; Fungi; Basidiomycota; Tremellomycetes; Trichosporonales; Trichosporonaceae.